AUGUUGUUCAACCGAAUCAAGGCGGAUAUCCAGAAGCAAGUAGACGCUCUGGAGUCGGAGGAUAAAGUUGGACAGGCGGAGUAUGAAAAGAUUGUGGAGAACUCAAACGACGAGAAGAUGAUCAACAACAAAAACCUUGGGGGCAAGCAGGCACUUCUUUCAAUGGAAGAGGACAGCAAGAUGUGGAUCUCCAAGUGCAGGGACAUCAUGACGGCCAGGCAGUCUGAGCAUCAAUCCCUGACUCGUGCCAAAGCCAUGUUGGAAGCAGCCGGCGACAAGUCGCAGGAAAAGCAGGAUAAAGACGUCCGCGGCAGCAACAAGGCGUGUGCCCGGGUGCGUGGGGCCGCUUCUGAUUUUGCAGUAUGGCUGGCACAGCCAUACAAUGUGGACGUGGAGCUUCCUGACAGUGAUGACGAAGAAAGCGCUAGCAAGAAGGAAGAGCUGCGAGCCCAUGCCUACAUUGACGAUGAGGGAAAAGAGUGGUGUCUUUGUGUUGCUGCCCACGGGCAAGACUAUUUCACCAGCGCUUCGAACUGGUUGGAUACCUUUAUUGUGUGGGUGGUGGGCGUGUUCCUCCUGUGGAUUGCGCCUCUGAUCGUCGGUCAAGGGGGCCUGGCUGCUUUCCAGGUGUGGUGGCUGAUAACGGCAUGCAUUUUGAUGAUUUUCCUGACAGACUUAACUUUCGGCAUAAUCUCCGUCGACAUCAUAGGACGAGAGGCAGCUUGGGGAACCGCACCUGAGGAAACAGCUGCCUGGUACUUCCAAAAUGGCGUGAUUCAAGCAAGCCUGACUAUGUCCCGUUUCAUUUUUAGUGACAAUGCGGUGGAUCUCAUUGAGGAAUUGCAGGAGAAGCAGCCCUACAUUUGGAUAUACUGCUUUGCAUUCAUGGCGGUCGCAGCCUACGUCAUCCUGAACCUCGUUACAGCUACCAUCUGUGAUAAAGCACAAGCAAUUGUGAACGAGAACGAAGCAGAGCGCUUGUUUGAGAUGCGCAUGGAGGAGAAGAAGAACAUGAAGGACCUCAGGCACAUCUUCGAGGUCCUGGACGAGGAUGGGAGUGGCCUUGUAAGCACCGAAGAAUUUGAUGCCGCCUUCGAAAUUCAGCAAUGCAGGGACAAGUUCUUCCUCUUGGGCUUUGAGGAGGAAGAGAUGAAGCAAUUAUUCAGAGUGCUGGAUGACGACGGUCAAGGUGAGUUGAGUGUCUCCGAAUUGUUGAAAGGAAUGGCCCAGGUUCAAGGAGACGCAGAUUCGAAAUCCAUGCUUGUGGCCAGCAAGACCAUGGACAAGGUCAAGGUUUCCUAUGAGAAACUUAUUGGCACCAAAGGGGGGACUGCUUCAAUGGAGCUGGGCCAGACAGCACGAGAAGAGCCGACGUUGGAUGACCAGCUGAUCUCUUUGGAAAGCUACGCAAUUAAACGCUUGGAUAAACUUGAUGAUGUAAUCCGGUCCUUCCAUGUGCAAGCAGAUUCUUUUGAGAAGAAACUGCAGACGAUGAGAAACCUACCUCCACUCCCUGCUACCACGUCGAGCUCCGACACUGGCAAAGCCAAAUGCAUCGGGGAUGCUGGUGGGGUGGAAGCAAGUGAGGUCGUGAUUGAAGGUGGUGAUUUGUGA
Symbiodinium pilosum is the source of this 1614-nucleotide messenger RNA. The record is from the annotation of a GenBank genome assembly. Lineage: Eukaryota; Dinophyceae; Suessiales; Symbiodiniaceae.